Molecule: messenger RNA, 4039 nt
Organism: Hemibagrus wyckioides
Lineage: Eukaryota; Metazoa; Chordata; Actinopteri; Siluriformes; Bagridae
Gene: nr1h3
Product: nuclear receptor subfamily 1, group H, member 3
Exons: 11
Coding region: 387-1772 (461 amino acids)
Biological process (GO): lipid metabolic process; cell differentiation; positive regulation of transcription by RNA polymerase II
Molecular function (GO): zinc ion binding; nuclear receptor activity; RNA polymerase II cis-regulatory region sequence-specific DNA binding
Source: RefSeq, a predicted model, not a curated record
CAAAAUUAAAGGAAACAGUCAUUAGAUCAGCUUCUUCUUCACCCGGUUGUUCACAAAGUUCGCAGUGGAUUUGUGCUUCCUUAAGUCCAGAGAAGAUCUCCUGAAGCUCUGCCUGGUUGCCUGACACCCCUCUCUGACCCCCCCCCAAAAAAGAAAGAAAAGAAGACCAGAAGAAGACAACAUAUAAAAACAUUUCCCUUCUUUCGUUCUAUUUCUCUCUUCUCCUCCCCCCCCCACCCCCCCACCCGGCUCUCUAUCUUUCUUCUUUCUCAGCAGUGGAGUUUGUCCUGACAGUGUCCAAAGUGGUUAAGAAGAUAAACAUCAUGAUCUGCUAGCGACACCCAGAACAACAUGGACAGGCAAUAACACAGAGUAACAUCAGCGGUAUGUACUGCAUGCACAGGAGGAGCGUUGGCCGUUAUGACAAGCUCAUGAUGACCACCUUUUCUGCGACUGAUAUUGCUGAUGUUGGUCAUGGGGCGAAUCUGGGGUGUGUCACCGAGGAGGGCUCAGUGAGUACAACAGAAGUGAAACAUGAGUUACACACUUCUCCCAGUCAACCUGUUUCAUACACCAGUUCUCCUAAAGAGCUGAGCGACACACUGCCCAUGGACCCCAGCGACGUCAAACUGGAUCCCUCUGCAGACACACCUGCACCAGAGGGCCAGCCAGUGAAGAGGAAGAAAGGUCCAGCCCCCAAGAUGCUGGGGAACGAGGUGUGUAGUGUGUGUGGAGACAAGGCCUCUGGUUUCCACUACAAUGUUCUAAGCUGCGAGGGCUGCAAGGGCUUCUUCAGGCGCAGCGUGAUCAAAGGAGCGCAGUAUGUUUGCAAGAACUCGGGUCGCUGUGAGAUGGACAUGUACAUGCGUCGAAAGUGUCAGCAGUGUCGGCUGCGCAAGUGUCGGGAGGCGGGCAUGCUGGAGCAGUGUGUGCUUUCAGAGGAGCAGAUUCGAUUGAAGAAAAUGAAGAAGCAGCAUGAGGACGAGGCAGGUCGAAGCUCAACCGUAGCUGCACCGAGCCCAGCGGCUGACAUUCCCCCUUUGGCUCCAGAACAGCAGGAAAUGAUAGAGAAGUUAGUCGCCAUGCAGAAACAGUCCAACAAACGCUCCUUCAUCGACCGGCGCAAAGUCACUCCGUGGCCACAGAGUCAGGACCCGAUGAACCGGGAGGUACGGCAGCAGCGCUUUGCUCACUUCACCGAGCUGGCAAUCAUGUCCGUGCAGGAGAUUGUGGACUUUGCUAAACAGCUGCCUGGUUUCCUGGAGCUCACCCGUGAGGACCAGAUUGCCCUGCUCAAGACAUCCACCAUCGAGAUAAUGCUGCUAGAGACGUCUCGCCGCUACAAUCCAGCGAUCGAGAGCAUCACUUUCCUCACGCCAGACUUCAGCUACAACAAGGAGGACUUUGCCAAAGCAGGGCUGCAGAUCGAGUUCAUUAACCCCAUCUUCGAGUUCUCCAAGGGCAUGAACGACUUGCACCUGGACGAGGCAGAGUACGCUCUGCUUAUCGCUAUAAAUAUCUUUUCAGCAGACCGACCCAAUGUGCAGGAUCACGAUUUGGUGGAGAAGCUCCAACAGCCGUAUGUGGAUGCUUUGCAUUCGUACAUCAGGAUCAAGAGACCGAAUGAUCAUCUGAUGUUCCCACGUAUGCUGAUGAAGCUGGUCAGCCUGCGCACCCUGAGUAGUGUUCACUCUGAGCAGGUCUUCGCUCUGCGACUGCAGGACAAGAAACUUCCUCCUCUUCUAUCUGAAAUCUGGGAUGUCCAUGAAUGAAAUUAACUACAAAUGGCCAGCCCCAAGGAUAGUCAUUUCAGGGUUUUAUGGAUGAAGGGUACGGGAUCAUGCUCUCCUUCAGGCCCACUAACUUCCCUGGCCUUGAGGAGCUUGUUUUAUCUUCCUCUGGACAACUGAUUGUACUCUCCUGUGCAGGAUACAGUGGUUUGUGGUCGGCCUCCUCAGAAUCAGCAUUCUCAAGACUGUUUAAGGCCAUUCAGAAAUAUUUAGGGAUUGCACAUAGACAUUUUGGAUCCAGAUUCAUGCUUACUGGAAUGAAUGACUGUACAUUUAAGGUGGUUGAUUUAUAUAUAUAUUUUUUUUUUACAAUACCUAUUCCACUGGGAAAACUUGCAGCCCAUUUGAGCUCAAAUCCAGAGGGAUGCCUUCGAGAAGCAAAUGAAUGCAGUAAAUUAAUUAGCUAGCGGAAAGUCCGGCUCUAUACUGCAUGGGCAUAAUUUCUCCCUGCAUUUGGGGCCAAAAACCUGUCAUUUCAGACCUGGUUGUGGAGCAGUGCUCCUACAAAUGACCUUUUCGAGGAUAAUUUGAGAAACGUUUGAUAAGCCUCUCUCAUACAUCACCACUUUUGCUUUGAUAUGAGCUCAUAUUUACGCCUUUUCAGGGACAGUACAGGAAUAAAUUGGGAUAUAUGCAGAAUCAUUUUAGAGCAAUGUGAUCAUGAAAGCUAUAUAUAAGAAUUUAUAGCUUAUGUAAUAUGAAACAGGCAUUAUAGGAAGUUUCAUAUAGUUGAUGUGUCAGGAUUCUGAACUGAUUGUGUGAUCGGGAAUGACACAAAGCUUCUGCAUUGACUUGAUAAAGUCCUGCGAUUCCUUUGUUAAUGUCCAGAAAGUGUGGGCAUGGCUAGGUUAAGGCUACAUACAAUCUUGCGUUCACUGUCUAGAAGCAGUGGGAUGGUGAUGGUGCACAGAAUGCAAUCUCUGUUUCAUCUGAAAAUAAAAAUCCAGCACGUUACUUACAGGGAUUGGCAGGUGUCAGUAGACCUGUCAACAUAAACCAGUAUGCUGCUUACAAAAAACUACUGUAAAGUUGGGUUUGAGAAAUUUCAUGUGUAAAAUCUAUAACAUUGAACAUAGAUAUGGGUUUAUAACUUUUUUGUUUUAUGUCAACCAUUGUCAUUUCGUAACUGCUAGUAACAGUUUAUUAUACGGUAAACCCUUAAAGUCUUGACCUUGUGGCCUUCUCGGCAGUAGAUCCAGGUCCUAACGGUGCAAAAAGCAAAAGAACAGUACAAUGUAAUUAAUGGGUCUUCUGAACUAGGGGAUAAAUAUACAUUGUUUUUUUUUUUAUUAUUAAUGCUACUUCUUUGUCUGAAGCCACACUCUGGCAGCAUUCUCAUCUGUUGACCACUGCCACACCAAUUAAAACUGCUUAUUUAAUUAAAAAACAGGGUUGUUUUGCAUCACCCACUUUCUCUCAUCCUGCCCGGAGUUUUUGCUUGUUCAGCUUAUUCGUAGUAACCUCAUUGUUUUUGCUUUGCAGCUUGGUUGAGAAUAUCCUACUCUGUAUCCAAUUAGUCAGAUGAAGAGGAUUUCCACCAACAGUAUGUACCUAUAAUAUUGAGAAAAAGUAGCUCUUGCGAGAUCAAGUAGCUCUAAUAAGCGUCGGCGUUAUGAACAGUCUAUUAUAGCGUGAAGAAUUUGAGCUUUGUCUAAAUCCAGUGCUAUUCUCUGUAAAACAUUUCCAUGUUAUUUGUCUAAGAUUUUUUUUAAUUCAUCCCCAUUUAAACCUGGUCAUCUUGGGCAUCUUGUAACUGGACUGUAUCCACAUCAGAUUUUUUUUUUAGAUUGUCAGUAUGCAAAUUGGGGCAUUUAGAACUUUCGGUGUACCUCAGAUCAUGUCAUUUGUAUAAAAAAAUAUUAUAUAAAUAUAUCUCGGAUUAAUUUAAUUUAAUGCAUUUUUAUGUGGAUAAUCUGCAUCUGAAUAUAACCCUAGUACUAAAGAUGAAUAAAAUGCUCAAGUGUAAAUGGGGACUUUAAUUAUUAUAAUUUAUAUCCUCCUAUUAUUUAUGCUUUGGCCAUAGUGCCUUAGUGACAAAGUAAGUUUCCCAGUCCUGUUUUAUUCCAAACUCUUCAUAUAGGACUGGAACCAAAUUGGCAGUUGUAUGGAUAUUUGCUGGUUCUUACUGUAAUUAGUCAAACAUUUCUUUUGAUGAUUUGGCCCUUGGACUCGUAUGUCUCUCUUCUUAGCAUGCACUGUAAUAAAUACAUUGAAUUGUAACUCUAUUUAAUAAAAUGUUUUCUUCUUCA